Molecule: messenger RNA, 1911 nt
Organism: Sphenostylis stenocarpa
Lineage: Eukaryota; Viridiplantae; Streptophyta; Magnoliopsida; Fabales; Fabaceae
Source: the annotation of a GenBank genome assembly
AUGUCUCCAUCAGUGAAAUCAAAAUCCAAGUCCCAGGAGAAGGCCUCUGCAAGGGCUGGUAAGGAGCAGCAGAAGACUUCUCCAAAGACUUCCGUGUCUCCUACACAUGGAAGUGACAUUCUUGCUAGUGCACACAAUCCCAUCUUGGGAACAUUUCAAACUCCAGAAACAUCAUUGGUUGCUUCUUCUACUCGAGUCCAUGACAACAGUCAUUUUCUGAAAGUAGAUGAUGCAGACGAGCAUUCUAGUAGUCCUCAAGGAGCAGUGUCUGAGUGUGAUACAGUUUCUAUCAAUGGAAGCUGCUCUGGUGACUCAGAAGAGUCUAAAGAGAAGGUAGUGGUAACAGUCUCUUCUACUCGACCGGAUAGCGUACCUGGCUGUGAUAAUGACAGAAGGGAGAAAAUACGUUUGAAGAACGAGAGGAAACACCAGAGGCAGAGGGAAAGGAGAGCUCAAGAGUUGCAUGACCGAUGUCGUGGGUACCUAUUGUCAAGAAAGCUAGAAUCACUUGCACAGCAAUUAGUGGCAAUGGGGUUCUCUUCUGAACGAGCAACACUGGCCUUAAUGUUAAACGAUGGAAAAUUAGAGCAAUCAGUAUCCUGGCUAUUUGAAGCCAAUGAAGAACAAUCACAAACUAAGGAUACUACUAGCCUUGUGAGCGAGGGUAAUUUGAAAAUUGACAUAAGGGACGAGCUUGCUCAGAUUUCUGCCUUGGAGGUGAAGUACAAUUGUUCAAAGCAAGAGGUAGAAAGGGCAAUUGUUGCCUGUGAAGGUGAUCUUCAAAAGGCGGAAAAUACCUUAAAAACACAGAAGCAAGAAUAUACAGGGUCCCAAUCAAAGUCCGAAGAUUCUGCACAGAACAAUAAUAGUCUGGUGAGAGGAUUACCGGCAAUGUCAGUUUCUAUGCAGCAGAGAGGGAAUGAAAGUGAUUUUAACCAUUACAGCAAGGAAGGUGGUUCUGAUUCUAUGUUCCCAGAUCUUGAAAUCGGGAAUGUACAGUCUCUACAACCGAAUCAUCCAAAUGUAAUGACAGAGAAAAGAUGGAAUGGUGUUCCAGGAUCAAGCCCUUCUUCUGCUAUGUUAACCAUGGCACCAUCCAUGCAAUCAGUGUCCCCAUCGGUUAAAAUGGAGGGUGGCCGGCCUAUUGGCAUUACAAACGAAGGAAGAAUGAUUCAUCAAGGACUAGGAAGGGAGCCGAUAAUGAUGCAACAUCUACAAUUCACAAAUGCCAAACAGAACUCUAUGGUUUCUUUAAAUUCCUUUCCAUCAGGAGCAGCAGGGUGGUAUGUAAAUAGCAUUCCAGGUGUUGAAAAUGUGAGGUCAAAUGGGAAGUUACUACAAACUCAAAGUGUAAGAAGUGUUAGUCCAAAUCAUUUGGAGCAAUUUUGUCAAGCUCCUUACAAAGAAUAUUCUCAUUUCUUUGGACCAGUAGAUUACUCAUCUGCUGGGGUGGGUGGUUUCUGCAAGCCAAUGGGUGCAUCAUCAUCACCUUCACCUUCCAUUCCCCCUCGUCAUCAAGGUUCAUGGAGCUCGAAUGCGCCUUCACCUGCGCUUGCAGUGCCAACCUCCCUUGGACUAUUUUCUGGUCAUCAGAAUGCAGCCAGAACAUUCAACUCACAUUCACACAUGGAUUGGAAUACUGGGGGCUUAAUGCCAGAAUUUGAUUACACCAGCAUAGAUUGGAGUUUGAAUGUGCCAUCUUCUUCGGGUGGACCGUGUCUAGGGAUCUCUUCAUUGUUGAGAAACAGUUACGGAAAUAGGAGAAUCAGUCCCUGCAUGGGUGGAUUGCAAAAUGUUGGCAUGGCUAGGGAAACUUCAUCAUCUGCUGGAUUGAGAGAGUGGACCUCUCCUUUUGCUGGGAAGGACUUAUUCAGUGUUCCUAGGCAGUUUGUUACCUCUCCUCCUAUGUAG